Molecule: messenger RNA, 4135 nt
Organism: Dromaius novaehollandiae (emu)
Lineage: Eukaryota; Metazoa; Chordata; Aves; Casuariiformes; Dromaiidae
Gene: TSNAXIP1
Product: translin associated factor X interacting protein 1
Exons: 16
Coding region: 356-2461 (701 amino acids)
Cellular component (GO): cytoplasm
Source: RefSeq, a predicted model, not a curated record
GGCGCUCGUGAGGGCGGCCGCGUCUAGGACUUUCGCUCCCAGAGUGCUCCGUGAUGGCGCGGCCGCGAGGCGCCGUCGCGCGCCCACCGGCGUCCUGCGGUCGCCUCCCCGCACGGGCUGGUAGCAGCCGCUCCACCAUAGAGGGCGGUAGCGCCGUUAUGGCGGCCUCAUGCUGGACGCGACCUCUCCGCAGAGCCCUUUUCUCGCUGGGCUCUGGUCCGGGCCGCGCCGGGACUGCUGCGGCCCGCGGGCGCACCAGUGCCUCAGGCGUUGCCCGGGCAGCUAUGGGGGCGUCCUGAGGGGGCCGGGCGCGUCUCCAUGGUGACGCGUGUAAACAGUGUGCCUGGUGCAAGCUAUGGCGGGGCGCCGCGCUCCGCCGGGCGGGACCUCUCUUGCAUCUUCCUCUGAGGCUCCAAAUUGCCAAACAGAUAACAGGCUGAAAUACACCCUUUCCAAGAAACAGAAGAUUCCGCCUUUCCAGCUUUCUGCUAGAGGCCAUUGGUCCACAUGGCCUGCAUUUGCGUCAGGGCAGACAGUCCUGCAGAAUCAUAAACCCUGCUGUGUCCCAAAGGAGAGAAAGUCCAGCAAUAAACAGGCUCUUCUUACCAUUCCAAAGCCACGAUACUUGGAGCAACUGGAGUCUUACUUAAGGAAAGAGCUGCAAUCUCUUGACCUGACUAAGAAGAAUUCCCAGGAACUGAAGUUACAGCCCUACAGAGAGAUCUUUGAAUUCUUCAUAGACAGCUUCAAGACCUACAAGCCCUUGCUGUCAGCUAUAAAGAAUGAAUACGAAGUUACUUUGGCUCAUCAGAAGGAGAUGAUCCGUGCCCUAGAGCCCCUGAAGGCUAUGGUCACAACUGUGUCUGAGGAGUACACCCAGCAGAUACUAGCACUUCAGGAAAAGGAGAGAGUUGAAAUAAAUAUGUUAAAGCAAGAGAAACAGCAUUUGUUAAAGUUCAUUGACAGCAUGAAGGAAGAGAAGAGUUCUCUUGAGAUUCAGGUGGAGCAUCUGCAAAAGAGCUUGGCUGAGGAGUACGUUCGCUAUCUCAAUGAGUACCAUGCCCGCAAACUGCUUCUAGCAAACAUGAAUGAAAUGCACAAUGAACAGUUGGGCCUGACACUUCACCAAGUCCAAGAUGUCAAGAGUGAAGAUGUGGUGAAGUUAACUUUGGCAUUAAAGAUAGCUCGGCAGGACCUCACAAAAGCCCAGGUGGAACUAAACAGAAUGAUAGCAGACUAUGGAGAUGUUGUGCCCAGGAGAGAUUUUGAAUCACUGGAGAAAAAAUAUUCUGAUUUACUUCAGAAGAUGAAGACCCAGCAGAAAGAUUUUGAUCAGCUCCAUAAGGAAUAUGACAUGCUGCUGGAAAUCCACAGAGAGACUGCAGAAGAGCGAGACAAUGCCUUCAUUGAACUCCAAGAAGUUCAGCGCGGUUGCACACCCCGGCCAAACUGGGCAAAGUGUUCAGAAGUGAUUCCUGGUGGAGGUGACCGGUGGAGCUCUCUGGCUGAGGGGAAAACCAGUGAUCAACUAGUGGAUAUGCUUCUGGAAGAAAUAGGAACAGGAGUACUGAAAGAGAGAGAGGUCUUCCUUGGAUGGGGCAAAGGUGACAACGUUCCUGUGUACCUGAGGUACGAAGGUGAAAUCAAGAAUAAAAAGCUGAGUAAGAAGGAUGUGGUGACUAUCCUAAAGGAUGUCUGGAGAGAGAAAAAUGCACUAGAACAGCAGACAGGGAAGCGAUCCAGUCUUCCUGAAUUCUUUCUCAGCUACCUCCAGAAGAAGUAUGGAGAUGCUGCUGCCAUGGAAUGGUCUUACACCAUUUAUGAGAACAUGCGACUCUAUCAAUCAAACCACGUCAUGAGUUCAUUCUACGACAUACUCACUGGGAAGGUAGGGGAAGAACAGUACCAUGGCCAGAAUCAGCUGAUUUCCAAUCUGCAAAAGGAGCUGGCUGCCUGUGAUAGCUUGAACACCGGAUCCCUGACCAGCGAGCAGUUCAGCAUGGCUGUGAGGGAAGUUUUUCCCCUGAAAAGGACUGAUUCAAUCCAAGAACUAAUUGAUGCAAGCAGAUACAAGCUAGACAGUGCUGAAGACCUCAUCAACUACAGAUCCUUAUUCAGUGAAGAUGAGGAGGGGAAUGCUGAACCUUUCAUUGCAAUGAUUAGGAACCAGUAUGUAAGCGAGAAGCAGGAGUAUCUGAGAGAGCUGAAGAGCAAGCUGGGAGAUUUGAUAGAGGUGAAUGCAGAUGAUCUGAAGACAGCUUUCUGCGCAAUUGAUCCCGAUAUUGAUGAUCAGACAUUAGAUAUCUACAUUGGCCUGGCUUAUCAGGUUGGAAAAGAACAGACAGCUCAAGAUGUCCUGCCUGUGGAAACUGCACUUGAGAGACUACUGGCUGGAGAUGUAAGACGAGUAGGGCCCUCACCCAAAGAGGAAAGCAAGACAGACUGUGAAGAAGGCGAGUAAGGAGACUUCUAGUAUUACGAAUAAGAGACUUUGAACAAAGCUAUGAGUCAGAGCUACUGCACUGAAUACUUCUUUCCAUGUACAUUUAGACCCACCUAGUAACUAGCAGCUGAGAGGAUAGGCUGGUUUGAACUAUCAGAAGCACUUUCAGCUCAAGCAGCAAAGCAGUUCAGUGCAGUUUUGUGACCCAUGCAGAUUCAUUUCAGCUCAGCAAGAGUUGCAUAUGUCAGGCUGACUGCUCCCCAAACAAGAUUAACAUCCUCACAGCACUGGGGCACCCCAGCAAAUUGGGCUCUCUGCUUGGUAACAAAAUGACUAUGCUGCAGCAGUCAUUACUUGGACCUGUGAGUCACCACCAAACUCAAGGCUGCAGUGUGGUUGCUUUAGCCCUUCUGCAAAGUAGGCCUUAUGGCUAAUUGGCUCAGAGAAGAAAGGCAGGAUUUCACAAGAUACAUUUACAAAAUAAGGUGCCAUUAUCACAGUUAGGUCAGUGUGCAAGUGAAAGAAGAAUUCAAACUAUGCCAGGUUUGCUAGCAUGUCUUUCCCCAAGAAGACCUUUAUCCCAGCGUGGUGGCUGUUGUCCAGCAUAGUCACUUUGAAAGAAAUUCAAGUGCUGCCCCGGGAGUAGGUUUAAUCGAGCUCUGAACCACAAAAAUAAUCCAAGCAUAGAAACACUGGAAUCUGUUCCUUGCUUCGGAGAAGAGACCACAUGUGUUCUGGUAACUGCCCUUCCAGCCACAGGCAUCAACUAGUCUUUCCUAUUCCUUAGUGACUUCUCUAUUCAGCAUAUAGCCCUCUCCAGGAAGGGGAAUAAGGGUUCCUAAAGCAAACUCCAGUAGGAAAGCAGAUCUGCUAUGGUUAUACCUGAAUCUUUGAGCAAGUGGAGCAAACGAACUCAAGAACUAAUUACGCAAAUUGUUCCUUUUCUCACAACAUGCUUUGAAAAGUAGAAAGGGGAAAGCUGAAAUCAAAAGAUGCCUUCUGAAAAUAACAAAGCACUAGUUUUGUGAGCACUUGCAAGGAGACUCCUGCAAAAACCCUGAUCCAUUUGUGAGGUGGAAAGCCAUCAUAGCCUGUGUGAGAGUAAGUAACACCAAGUGUAUGAGGCCCCUGGGAUUUCUGCCUUGAAUACUGAACUUUGUGCCACACAUCUCCAGCACAGACAAGUUGCAAAAUACCAGGAAAGGAGCUUUAAGUGGAUUAAGAAAGGAGAUGCAUCAUAUAGCUAGAAACCAAAUGCUGUAACUGCACAUAUCUCUAGGAAUGGUCCGAAAUAAGCAGUAAUAAUAUGGGAAAAUUAAGUAUAUCUAAAAAGAGCAGGGAACUUGAAUACAGAGGAAGUGUUUGGCAGAUGAACAUUAAAUUGCAAAGCUCUUCAAGAAGGCACCUAAUGGGGAGGCUAGAGAAGGCGCUGGGCUAUAGAGAGCAGGAAUCAUCUGUUUGUUAACUGCUGUUCACAGUGCCAAGUAUUUCUUUUGCUCUUGAAGUUACAUUGUUAGGACUUGAAAGAUGGCAAUUUCCAUAUAAAUUCUGAAUUUAGUUAAUGCUGACUUUACUGCAAUUAGAAGCUGAACACUUCUCAAUAAAAGAGAAGGAACAGACAGGGACUCAUCCCUCUCCCUCUUACAUUCCCAACCAUCUAAGCACUAUCAUCUAGUCCCUUCAACUGGAAGU